UUCUCAUGCUGGCUGCAGUUAUGAUGCGACAUUUUCCUGCAGGCAGCAGCAUGGAGGGGAGAGUGUGCUCAGCAGUCUGAAGGUUGAUUUAUCCAGAAAUUGGAGGACCAUGGACGUCUGCAGCAAGGCUUUGUGCUACGAGCUCCUGGCUGAAGUCGGAGAAGGCACCUACGGUAAAGUGUACAAAGCCAGAGAGGUCGGGGAGAAGCAGCGCCUCCUGGCCGUCAAGAAGUUCAACAUCCACCGUGACACGGCGGACAACGGGAUCCCUGCUUUCAUGAUCCGCGAAGUGGCGCUGCUAAGUAAAAUGAAGUACUUCAAUCACCCCAACAUCGUCAAGCUGUUUGAUGCAUCUGCUGUCCCAAUGGGCCGGAGCUUGGACCUCACACUGGUGCUGGAAUACAUUGACCAGGACCUUUCCACCUACCUCUCCAAGGUUCCUGCUUCUGGACUGAGCCGUGACUGUAUUAAGGAUAUGAUGCAGCAGCUGCUGCGAGGUUUGGACUUUCUGCACACAAACAUGGUUCUGCACCGUGACCUGAAACCAGAGAACAUCCUGGUCAGCAGCCAUGGAGAGGUCAAGAUCGCAGAUUUUGGACUGGCACGCAUCUACACCUACAAUAUUGCUCUCACUCCGGGUGUGGUGACGCUGUGGUACAGAGCUCCCGAGGUGCUGCUGAACUCUGUUUACAUGUCCUCAGUGGACAUGUGGAGCGCUGGCUGCAUCUUCGCUGAGUUCUUUCUCUUGAGACCACUGUUUAAGGCAUACUCAGAGGUACAGCAGCUGCAAAAAAUCUUUGAGGUGAUUGGUUUGCCCAGUGAGGAGGACUGGCCUGAGGACAGCCCGAUCCCAUAUUCAGUGAGCUGGGGACCAAAAGGCUCCUGCACCAAGCUGCUGCACACCCUGGGCCAAGACGAGAACGACCUCCUAUCACAAUUGUUGGCGUUCAGACCAAGCAGCCGCAUCUCCGCUGCCAAAGCCCUGGCUCAUCCUUUCCUCAUGAAGCACUGAAGCUUCAGAAAAAGAAAAACUUCUCUUCUGUCAGCUAAACUGAUAAGUCCUGCGUCGUAAAACCCAUCGUACACUUUGUUCAGAACUGUGGACUGUUCAUCGUCUCAAACAUCAGUUCACCAACAUCAUGAGAAACUGCUCAGGUUUCAGGGAACAACCUUAUGGAUUUUGAGCAUCAGUGUAUAAAAAAAAAAGUUUGAUUUACUUAUAAUUUGAGUAAAAGUAUGUUCUUGGAUUACAAAAUAUUUGAUAGUACACUGUAUUUCCAUAAAACGUAGUACUACGUUGUUGAGUGUUACUAUUAAGAUUUUCUUUAAGUUUUGCUGUAAACUACCACUGAAACUAUUAUGCACACCUUAAGUUGAUGAGUUGGUUUCUGUUAUUUGGAUGAAGCUUUUUGGUUCAAGACUUUUUUAUAUGAAGUCCUUUUAUUUUUGUUGUUUUAGUGAAGAUAUUUAUGGUGUAAUCACUGCAAUAGAUUACACUUGUAUUUAUGUUUGUAUUGACAGAUUGCACAAGAUAUUUUCUACAUCAGUUGCACUGUUCAUUCACUGUUAAUUUGCACUAUCUUUCUAUAAAUAAUUGUGUGUUUAACCUG
Messenger RNA from Centropristis striata (black sea bass), 1610 nucleotides. RefSeq names its product cyclin-dependent kinase 21 (gene cdk21). The record is from RefSeq and is a predicted model, not a curated record. Bases 110 to 1012 code for a protein of 300 amino acids. Lineage: Eukaryota; Metazoa; Chordata; Actinopteri; Perciformes; Serranidae. The transcript is spliced from 8 exons. Gene Ontology annotation, biological process: regulation of G2/M transition of mitotic cell cycle; protein phosphorylation; regulation of gene expression. Gene Ontology annotation, molecular function: ATP binding; cyclin binding; cyclin-dependent protein serine/threonine kinase activity. Gene Ontology annotation, cellular component: cytoplasm; nucleus; cyclin-dependent protein kinase holoenzyme complex.